CACUCAACGGUCAAUUCCACAUUCAUCCAUUCCUAAUAAAAAGCUUCAAAAUUCUUCCACAUAAAUUUCAUCUGCAAUUCUUUCUUUCCAUCUCCAACAAUUCAUAUUUAAAUCUUCACAUAUUCAAAGUUGAAAGCUCCAUCAAUGGCUUCUUCCAACCUCCGGCCGCGAUCGUGUUCCUUCGCGAUCCUCCUCAUCUCCUUCCUGAAUCUCAUCCUCUUCAUCCUCUCCGCGGCCUCCAUAGCUCCGAUCUUCCUCAUAAAAAACCCGCCAACUUCAUCCCUAGCCUACGCAUUCCUCGUCGUCUCUUCCAUCUCUCUGCUCUCCUCGCUCGUGGGCUUUUGCUCCCAAUUUUGCCCCCGGGCCCACACCCCCCUCAUCCUCGCCUCGUCCCUGGGCCAGCUCCUCGCCGUGCUCACUCUGUUGGCCGGCGAGGGCCCGGCCCUCGGGAUGCUGAAAUCCCCGAGGGACCCACGGGAGGCGAAGGUGCUGGUGAGGUUGGAAUGUGGGGUGAUGGUGACCAUGUUCGCGGCGGAGGUGGCGGUGUUGGUGUUGAGCUGUGCCGUGGAGAGGUGUUGCGUGGCGCGAGAGUGCGAUGAGGGCGGGGCGGAGGCGGCGGCCAAGGACGAUUGGGGCACGAAGAGGAGCCAAUGGAUGGCUAAGGUUCAAGACGAGGAAGAGAUGAAGAGGAUACCUGCAAUGAGGGAUGUUGUUUGAGUGGAGAUAAGACUUCACACAAUAUGAACAGUCUGAUUUUGUUAUCAAAGUGGAUUAAUUAGUGUGCCUCCCCGGCCGCCUUGAGUAAUUAUUACUCCGUAUUACCUUAAUUAAGGCGCCGGAAAACAUGCCGGAAUCCACCUCUGUGCAGCCGGAAGACCCGUCCGUUUUGGUAGCGGGCUUCAACAUCCACGCGUUCACGCUCCAGGAGCUCCGCGUGAUCACUCAAAACUUCUCCAGUGCCAAUCUCAUUGGCGAAGGGGAAUCCAGUACGGUCUACAAGGGGUUGAUCGAUGAUCGGCUCAGACCCGGUUUGAAAGCUCAACCGGUCGCCGUUAAGCUUCUGGAUCGCUCCGGAAGUCCUCAUCAACGGCUGACAGAAGGUAUAUUGCUUGGACAAUUGAGACACCCACAUCUUGUGAAGCUGAUUGGGUAUUGCUGUGAAGAUGAGAAGCAUAGGGCUUUAGUGUAUGAGUACAUGCCUCGGGGUACUUUGGACAAUCACCUCUUCACAAGAAACUCGGAUUCGCUUCCAUGGUCAACAAGAAUGAAAAUUGCUCUUGGGGUAGCUAAAGGUCUGGCCUUCCUCCAGCAAACUGAGAAGCUCGUU
This is a messenger RNA of Cuscuta campestris, 1327 nucleotides long. Lineage: Eukaryota; Viridiplantae; Streptophyta; Magnoliopsida; Solanales; Convolvulaceae. The record is from the annotation of a GenBank genome assembly.